AUGGGCUCCGGCUAUCGUCCAUUGGACCCCUCACUCUACUACGUGCUAGUUGACGACGAGGUUGCAAUCAUCAAAUCUCAAACUGGGAUAGAGGAUGACGAGGAACUGAAGAGACAUAUACUCGCUAUACAGGAGGAAGCGUACAAGUUAGAACCUUAUCCAUGCAUUCGGCGGUUUGGAUUUGCAAAAUGGAACAUCUCGAGACACCCGUGUUAUCAACAGUUCUUGAAACUCGGCCAAGAGCGGAAGGGAGCUAUUUACGCCGACAUCGGAUGUUGUUAUUUACGACAUGCACACAAGUUCUGGGAUCUGGGACAUAAAUUCUUCAGGAGCACUCCGAAAACCUUCCCAGCGCGUUUCAUCUCUGCAGACAUCUUCCAACUGAAAGAUUUGGCAUACGAAGCCGUACGCACUCCCCCAAUCGAUCUCUCCACAGUCCAACUUUUAUCGGAGCUCAGAGGAAAUAUUUCUGCCCUUCAUGCAUCGGCCUUUUUUCAUCUCUUUGAUGAAGAAGGACAGUUCGAACUCGCCAAAAUUAUGGCGUCUCUACUGUCGUCCGCUCCGGGGUCUAUGAUAUUUGGGAUCUCAUGGUAG
Molecule: messenger RNA, 594 nt
Organism: Desarmillaria tabescens
Lineage: Eukaryota; Fungi; Basidiomycota; Agaricomycetes; Agaricales; Physalacriaceae
Exons: 5
Coding region: 1-594 (197 amino acids)
Source: RefSeq, a predicted model, not a curated record